AAUACGGCAACGAUACGUGCAUAUUGUUGUGUUAUUUUGGUGUGAAACAAUCGAGUUUUUGGCGCAUUUGAUCUCGCCCAGUCCAAGAUGUAUCGUUCUAAAACUGCACUAAGUUUGAUCCGGCAACUGGACCGAUUAGUCUUAUCUUCCAGCAACAUCUCAGCGACACGCCACAUGCAAACGAUGAGUGUAACACACCCGUCGCACAUUCAAUAUUCUUGGUCGAUUCAUUCCCAUUAUCCUGCUCAUGGGAUUCAAACUCGAGCCUUCAGUACCGAGAAAGAUACAGCACGUGUCGAGGAACAGACCGAGAAUGAAAAGAAGCUUACACAUGAAAUGGAAGAGAUGCGUAAAGAGAACGCCGAACUAACAGAGAAACUUAAAACAUACGAUGAUAAAUACAAACGUGCUUUGGCGGAGAGUGAAAACAUUCGCCGGCGGUUAACGAAACAAAUCGACGAUGCAAAACUAUUUGGCAUUCAAGGUUUCUGCAAAGACCUACUGGAGGUGGCAGAUAUUUUGGGCCAUGCAACGGAAGCUGUCCCCAAGGAUGAGAUUUCAGAUAAGAAUCCCCAUUUGAAGAAUCUUUUCGAGGGACUUUCAAUGACGCGGCAACAGCUCAACAGUGUGUUUAAACGGCACGGACUGGAAUCGGUGAAUCCGAUGAAUGAAAAGUUCAAUCCCAAUCUGCACGAAGCAUUGUUCCAACAGGAAGUGGCGAAUGUGGAACCCAAUACAGUCGUGGUGGUCAGCAAAAUCGGAUACAAGCUGCAUGACCGCUGCAUACGUCCCGCACUUGUUGGUGUAACGAAGGGUUGAUGGAGAUCAAUGGACGACACGUACAAGGAGCAGGAAUGGCACUGAAGUCGUAUGGGAAAUGGUUAUCGAUUUAAUGUCGUUCGUUGAAAAGACGCGCGUAUAAUUCCACAAUAAAAACAAAUCUAGCGUGUGUUUCAAAUACACAAU
This is a messenger RNA of Anopheles moucheti, 966 nucleotides long. RefSeq names its product grpE protein homolog, mitochondrial (gene Roe1). The record is from RefSeq and is a predicted model, not a curated record. NCBI's taxonomy places the organism in Eukaryota, Metazoa, Arthropoda, Insecta, Diptera, Culicidae. Gene Ontology annotation, molecular function: protein-folding chaperone binding; protein homodimerization activity; adenyl-nucleotide exchange factor activity. The coding region runs from base 88 to 819 and encodes 243 amino acids. The transcript has 4 exons. Gene Ontology annotation, cellular component: PAM complex, Tim23 associated import motor. Gene Ontology annotation, biological process: protein import into mitochondrial matrix; protein folding.